UGGAGUUACGGUGAAUGAUGAAGUCAUCAAAGUUUUUAAUGAUAUGAAAGUAAGGAAAUCUUCUACCCAAGAGGAGAUCAAAAAAAGAAAGAAAGCAGUUCUCUUCUGUUUAAGCGAUGACAAAAGACAAAUAAUUGUAGAGGAAGCAAAGCAGAUCUUGGUGGGUGACAUUGGUGAUACUGUAGAGGACCCCUACACAUCUUUUGUGAAGUUGCUACCUCUGAAUGAUUGCCGAUAUGCUUUGUACGAUGCCACAUACGAAACAAAAGAGUCUAAGAAAGAAGACCUAGUAUUUAUAUUCUGGGCUCCUGAAAGUGCACCUUUAAAAAGCAAGAUGAUUUACGCUAGCUCUAAAGAUGCCAUUAAAAAGAAAUUUACAGGUAUUAAACAUGAGUGGCAAGUAAAUGGCUUGGAUGAUAUUAAGGACCGUUCGACACUUGGAGAGAAAUUGGGAGGCAAUGUAGUAGUUUCACUUGAAGGAAAACCAUUAUAAAUUGACAUUCAAGUACCAUCUGGAUCUUAAGGAGCUUCCAUUUCUCCAGCUCAGUCCAUUGGAAUAGUAUUAAGUUUUGUUUUAUUGGUUCCCCCUCUUCCACUGGGCCGUUCCAACACAAUGAAUGAAGGAAAUAUCAUUCAUUUAAGCAGCCUAUCAGUGAUUGCCAUUAGACUGUUAAUACUGUUACUUUUAUGUAGAACCCAAGGAAUGCCUUCCUGUCAUAUUUUAGCCAAAACAGCUGGUUAUAUGCCUGCCUUGCAGCAAGCACUACCGUGAAUGUGAUUGUCAAUGUGAAUAGCUUAGAACACUACCAAGGGUAAGCUAAUUGAAUGCCUUGAAAGUAUUAUCCACUGGUCAGAUGGUGAACUUUUUCAGUAUUACUUAUAGUUGCACUUGAUUGCAGUUCAGUGAAGCUCAAGCAUUCAUACACCUCACCUGCCUUGGCAAGCCUAUUUUUGUGACAUGGCAGCACGAUAUAACACUAUGCAUAAAAAGCACUUUUUUGUACCAAGUUUAAUCCCCCAAAAGGAAUGCCAAUUAAGUUUCGUUAACUGUGUGUCAACUUACACUAGUACCUCAGUGUUCAUUCCUGUUUCCUGCAUAUCUUGUUAAAAAAAAAUAGCUGUUAUUAAUGCCUUUUUGUUUUCUAUUGAGUGUACACUACUGAAUAAGUGUAGGAGUUUUAUGUUUACCAUGUGAGUCUUGUAACACUAAAGAUAUUUUGAAUAUCAGUCAUGAUGGCAAUUUCUGUAUAAAAGAGCCUUAAAUGGAACAUUGUUUUGAGAUCAAACUCCCCACCCUCCCAAAAAUGGCCACGUUGCAAUAAAAAUUGUGGCAUGUUACAGAAUGUUGCCUUGUUUUCCUUGGAAAUUUUGCAAAAUAUUAUGUGAAACAACUAGGGUGAGCAGUUAUUAUUAAUCUCUGCACUGGUCAUUUGAGAUUUUUUUUUUGUACAACAUUAAUGUGUGAUAUUUUGUUUGAUUUAUUUGGUUUUAAAAAUAUUCUAAAGCCAAAUAGUAUAAAAUGCCAUUGUUAAAGGAUAGUAUUUUAUAAGCCUUAGUUUAUUUAUUUCAUUAUGUGUUAAUUAUUUUUUGCACUUUGACAUAAAUAUUCUUCAAUAUCUGAUUUGUUCCCUGGAUAAAUUAGCAUAGUUUUUUUUUUUUAUUCACAUUUACAUUUCUAAGUAGUUGUGGAGUAGAAGCAGGAAGCUCUUAUUGCUUAUUUGGUCAUAAUUAAAAUAAUUUAUAGACUUCUUCAAAAUGAUACUUCUGAUGUUAAGGAAUGUUCGUUUCAACUACUGUUUCUUAAUUUUGCAAAUUGAAUUGGAAUAAGGAAUUGAUGUAGCAGUCUUAAAUAUUAGUAGUGGGAUUUGGCUGUGGUCCAGACUGCUCUCCUUAUAGAGAAUUUGAUCUGCUCAGUGUGAGCGGUUUGCUGUUAGCCAGAGCUAUUUAUGGCAAACACAUGCUUUUGUAUCUUGUCAUAGUUAUCCACAAAUGGCAAAACUGGACUUGAUUCUACUGGUAUGUAAAACAGGCAUGCUAGUUAGCAGUCUAUCGGGGCUCAGAACAUAACCCCAUAGCUCUGAAGAAUGCUUUUAUCAGAAAACGGGAAGUAAAAAUAUUCUUUAAAAAAUUUGUUUCUAAUGUGUGGAAGUAAUUUGAGUAUACUUAGACUUUUUUCCAUAUUUUUGAAACAUUUUUUUCAAUGAGAACAUUAAAAAUAGGGGUUAAAUGUCUAGGCUUCCAUUUAAAAUUAUGUGAAUGAUUUGGAAUUAUUUGGACUGAGCAGUUUUAUUACAGACUUCCAGCUGUCUCUGUAAGUUAUCCUGGACAUUUCGAUGGUUUUUUUGUUAAGGCCAAACUCUAAUAAGCAAAGCAGAGAAUACUGAUGUGUACUAAAUCAUAAGUGUAACUGAUACUUGCACCGUGGAAUUUUUUCAUUAUUUUCUAUUCUUUUAAAAUAUAAGGGACUAUAAAUCAGUUAUGUAGUAUCUUUUGUUUUUAUAGCUGAUUGCUCAACUUCUUCAUAUGCCUCUUUAUACAGUGAUUUCAGAGAUUGAAUAUUGCUUUAACUGUGAUACUUUGACUUAAGUUGGCAAAACUGAAAUUAAUAUAGUUUAUCUUUGAAGUACAUCUUCAUGCAAACAGCCAAAAUAAUGAUAAAAUUAAUAACAGUUCACAAGUUAUUUGAGACUAAUUUGGCAUUUGAAAUGAUCUUUUUAUUUUACAAUCAUUUAUAAUAAAACAAUGUUCCAGUUAGCUUUAAAAAGUAUACGGUGCUAAUUAGUAAAAUAUUGAGGGCAAUAUUUUACUGCUAGCUUGCAAAGUUAUGAGUUUAAAAAAUAAAAUAUAUGAAAAUA
Molecule: messenger RNA, 2855 nt
Organism: Carlito syrichta (Philippine tarsier)
Lineage: Eukaryota; Metazoa; Chordata; Mammalia; Primates; Tarsiidae
Gene: CFL2
Product: cofilin 2
Exons: 3
Coding region: 44-493 (149 amino acids)
Biological process (GO): cell motility; actin filament severing; actin filament fragmentation
Cellular component (GO): actin cytoskeleton; actin cortical patch; cytoplasm
Molecular function (GO): actin filament binding
Source: RefSeq, a predicted model, not a curated record